GAUUUGGUGAAAACAUCUCACUGGUCAGAAAGAUGGGGUAAUCCAUUUGUGGGUUACAUAAUGAGAUCAAUGAUUAAAUGAUAGGGUUUGAACCUAUGUUGAGGAGAUAGUUGGUGAUAAAACAGAAAAAGCUGAUUGGCAAGUUGCAGGUUGUGCACAGGUUACCCCUCUGUAAUGUAACAACAGGUAGAUCUGGUUGGGAAAUCACCGCAGAUGAGCUCAUAUUUCAUCUCGUUUUGAGGGAAUUGGACACAUUUGUGACAAGAAUGGCAUCACCUAAACUCAAGUACAAGAAAAAACUAUUCAUGGGACACGAAGGAUUAAUUGGGAGCCAAGAUCAAUGGAUUUCACAAGCAACUGGCUUGGAGUCAGAACAGAAGUUACUUCAUUUGUGCUGAUCAGAGAGAACAAAGACGUUUCCUAGAAAACUGUGAUCUGUCAGAGGGGCGGCAGGUGGUUUCUGUAAUGAUGAUUUAGCAAAGGUGUCUCAGGGGUGUAAAGGUUAAGGAACCUGUCUGCACUGCUGCCCAGAGGUAAACAAAUGUGCUAGCCUUGAGUAAAGUCCGGUUGGGAUCACACACACCGAGAGAAUAGACUGGACUGCCUGAGAGAUCUCUGCAGAAACCAAAACUGACAAAAAAUUAGAAAACACCCCUGAUUCAGUGCAUCAGGUCUAGGCUGUGAUAUCAUGGAUCUUCUCCACAGCUGGGGGGUUGAACUGGCCGUCCAUCUGCAGACCAAAUACAGCAAGUAUGAGAGCUUGUUUAGCCUUGCGUCCACAGUGGCCGAUCUGCACACCACCUUCUUCUGUUGGUUCCCAAUCUGGUUCCACCUGCGGAGGGACACGGGGCUCAGGCUCAUCUGGGUGGCCGUCAUCGGAGACUGGCUCAACCUGGUCCUGAAAUGGGUUCUUUUUGGGGAAAGACCGUAUUGGUGGGUUCAUGAGACCCGUUUUUAUGGAGCAGGACGGGCCCCUUCUCUGAAGCAGUUCCCCAUCACAUGUGAGACUGGACCAGGAAGUCCUUCAGGUCACGCUAUGGGUGCAGCAGGGGUCUGGUAUGUGAUGGUAACAGCAUUACUCGCUGUUGCGAAGGAGAAAAAAUGUCCUCCGUUACUACACAAAUUCUUGCAAAUAAACUUGUGGACACUAAUGGGCCUGGUAGAGCUGGUGGUCUGCUUGUCCAGGGUCUACAUGGCUGCACACUUCCCACACCAAGUUAUUGCUGGAGUUAUCACAGGUGUAUUAGUAGCUGAGGCUGUCUCCAGGGUGAAUUGGAUCUACAGUGCCAGCAUGAAGAAAUACUUCUUCAUUACUCUCUUCUUGACCUCCUUCGCUGUGGGCUUCUACCUCCUGCUCAAGGCUCUGGGCGUUGACCUGCUGUGGACCAUGGAGAAAGCCCAGAAAUGGUGCAUCAGACCUGAGUGGGUCCAUAUGAACACAACUCCUUUUGCCAGCCUCCUGCGUAACAUGGGCACCCUGUUCGGCCUGGGCCUUGGUCUGCACUCCCCACUCUACAGCAGCACCAAGAAGAAGAACACAAGUACCACUUUCAAGAUGGGAUGUAUUUUUGUCUCCUUAUUGUUGCUGCAGCUGUUGGAUGGAUGGACAUUUUCCUCUGAAAACCAAAUGACUUUCUAUUGCCUGUCUUUCGGCAAAAGUGCGGUUGCUAUUUUAAUUCCCACCGCCCUGGUGCCAUGGGCUCUCUGCUGGAUUUGCAAGGAAAAGAGAGAAGACAAGAACUUGUGAUUUAGGACCAACUUCUUGUUAAGGGUUGAUCAUCAGUUCAAUUUUUCUGUAUAUAUUUUAUGAUUAUUUUCUGCCACAUUUAAGACACUAAGACAUGUAGGACAAUGUCACUGACGUUAUUGUGUUCGCCUGGAAGUUUCUGAAAAAGUUUGACAUUUUGGAAAAUAAACUUUGCUUUCUUGGUGAGAGCUAGAUGAGAAGAUAGAUACUAUUCUUACAUCUAUGCACAGAGUAUAAAAGCUCCAGCCAACAGCUGUUUAUCUUAGCUUAGCAUAAACAUUGGAAAUGGAUGGAAACAGCUUGCCUAGCUCCGUCUGCAAGCAACAAAAUAGGCCUACCAGCACCUCUCAAGCUCUCAUGUCAACAUGUUAUGUUUUGUCUGUUUAAUCUUUACAAAAGUGCCGGUGUAAAAAUUACAGUUUAAGCUUUGAAGGGGUUUCCUGUAAAACCACAAAUUCACUUCUGUUUUUGUUAAUUAUUGAGCUUUAAGGUGGUAGUCGGUUUAGUUUGUUAGCCUUGGGACAAACUAAGCUAGCUGUCACCUGGCUCAUACAUACUCAUACGUGAAGUGCAUAUUCAGUAAUAUCAAACAUCUUCUUUAAAAGUGUACAUUUACAAAUUUUAAUGUUUUUUAACUGUUGAAACCUGUUAGAUAAAACUUGUUCAUUUUUUUCUGCUUUCAAAUAUUUGUUUAGGAUGACCUUUUUCUAAAAGAAGAUAAAGGCCCUUUUACUUUGCUUCUUCAGUGUAAACAUGAGACUACACAUGUAAAUUAAUAUUUUUAUAUAUAUAUGUAGGCAGCACUUCAGGGAACAAAAGUGCUUUUAUAGCUCAAUGAUGAAUAAAUGAUCGAAGGAAAAUAGCUGUUUGCAGUUUGAAUAAAAAACGUUUUUAUAACCAUCUUCUUUCUUUCUUUAAAGAGGAGUGCUUAUUUUAGAAAAGCUGCACUGCCUGCAAGCUUUCUCAGAAUAUCUCAUACUGAUACUGAUUAAUUCUUUGGCAGGAACAACCAAAUUAAAAAUUAACUAGAGCACGCUCCAUUCACUCUGCAGUCCCACAUAGUGACACUGCCUGUCACCACGGCCACGAGCUUUCAAAGGAGACAUGGAGGGUCAAGGGGCAGUAUGCAAUACAGACAACACGUGUGUCCCAUGAGGCUUUAAAAGUGAUACAUUGUUCAGGCGACAUAUCAAAGGACCUUCAGAUGGGUGGUACUGAGAUCAUCAAACUCUGCUAAUUAGAUUAUAAACCUAUUUAGUCACCCAAAUUCCCUAAAGUAGUGAUUAAAAACUACGAGAAGUAUGUGC
Molecule: messenger RNA, 3054 nt
Organism: Scomber scombrus (Atlantic mackerel)
Lineage: Eukaryota; Metazoa; Chordata; Actinopteri; Scombriformes; Scombridae
Product: glucose-6-phosphatase catalytic subunit 1-like
Biological process (GO): glucose 6-phosphate metabolic process; gluconeogenesis
Cellular component (GO): membrane
Molecular function (GO): glucose-6-phosphatase activity
Source: RefSeq, a predicted model, not a curated record